AUGAAUUAUGAUUAUAGCUUCGACACCGAGGAAGAUUCUUCACAUGUACCCCCAGGUACCCUUCAAAAUCUUGCGGCAGAAAAGGAAGCUGAAAAGGCGGCAAAUUGUGCUAGAAUUCUGACGGAAACUUUCGGUCACACAGAGUACAAAGGGAAGCAAAAGGAAAUUGUCGAGGCUGCUACUUCUGGAUUGGAUGUCUUUGUAUUAGCACCGACGGGAAUGGGCAAGAGCCUGUGCUUUCAGAUUCCAGCGAUCGCAGAUAAGUUCGGCAUCUCCAUCAUAGUUUCGCCACUAUUGGCCUUGAUGAAAAACCAGGUAUCGAGUCUACGCCGCAAAGGACUUCCCGCGGUCUCUUGGACGUCGGACACACCGAAGGGUGAACGGGAUCAAAUCAUCGAAGACCUCGAAUCAGGGAAACCACAAACUCGUCUUCUAUAUACCACACCUGAAAAGUUGUGCACGCGUGAAAUGACGCGUCUUCUUGACAUCGUUUAUGUCGAGGGCGAACUCAAUAGACUGGUUGUGGACGAGGCUCACUGCAUCUCUGAGUGGGGCCAUGACUUCCGUGAGGAAUAUCGCAGGUUAGGUUCUUUCCGGGAACGAUUUCAUGGAGUACCCAUUAUGGCCCUCACAGCAACUGCUACUCCGAGUGUUCAAACAGACAUUAUACGCAACCUCAAGAUGUCCGAAGAAAGACUGUUCACCGCUUCGCACCCCUUUAAUCGCACCAACCUAUUUUAUGAUAUCAAAUACACCGCUGCGCUCGACUCCCUAUCUCGUAUGUCAGCUGUAUACGAUUUCGUAAUGACCCUACACCGUCGUCGGGCCCGACCGAGCUCUGGGAUCAUUUACUGUCGUACCCGUGCAGCGUGUGAUGAACUAUCGGCCUUUCUAAGGGGAAAAGGAAUCAGUGCCAGGCCAUAUCAUCGUGGAAUUAGACCCCACAUGCUUGAUAAGACGUUGAGCGAAUGGGAAGCGGGUGGAAAUGGCGAUGGUGGUGUCGACGUGGUGUGCGCAACCAUCGCUUUUGGAAUGGGGAUCGAUAAAAGCGAUGUUCGUUAUAUUAUUCACUACGACCUUCCAAAAAGCUUCGAAGGGUAUUAUCAAGAAACGGGGCGAGCAGGCCGCGAUGGCUGCCCAUCUAAAUGUGUCCUCUAUUACUCUCGUGAAGACGCCUUCCGCCUCCGCAAGCUGGUUUCUGAUAGCCAUGCCAAGAGACAACACGUAGCAAGCACCAUACACGGUCCCCAACCCAGUCAAAGAUCCAUUGACAGUUUCAGUGCAUUGAUUGACUAUGCGGAAAACGCAACUAUGUGUCGGCACGUGUCUAUCUGCAAGUAUUUUGGUGAAAAAAUCGAUACGAGCGACAAGGAGGUCGUCAAGAGCUACUGUGAUAAUAUGUGUGAUGUGUGCAAAUACCCUGACAAAACCCUGCGCAGAAGACAGAAUCUCUCCUCAGAGGACCGCGUUGCUGCACUAUCGCACUCGCGUUCCUUCAAUGCAGAUGCAUUCGAAGACGACGCCGAGAAUUCACGUCCGGCGCCUCGAAAGCCUCCUCCCGGCCAGCACAAUCCUGGACAGGCGGGAAGUGUUGGGUUGAGAGGGCCUAACACCUGUCCUACAGGUCCGCCCACGAAGAAGGCAAAGCUAGAGGCACUGCCGCCUGCAUUGAUCACGAAGCCUUAUAGUUCUGUCAAUACCUUAAGGAAGCCAUUCAAAACGCCAUUUAAAGUGCCGUUCAAACAACCUCCACAAGAAACGUGUGCCAUACAGUCUUCGGAUGCUCAGCAAACCACCCAAGAAGGUGAAGAACAAAACCACGACAAUGACGAGAUUGAAGUCGUCGAGGUUUGCUUUAAUUCUGCCCGGCAAGCUUCGCGAGACGAGCUGCUACAAGAUGAUGUCUUGGAAGAGGAGCCUACGGACUUUGGGCAAGGCGGUGGCGAUAUCUUGCUCGAUGAUGAACCUCAGAUAGACCUGCCCGACAUUGAUAUUGAACUGGAAGCGAUGAUCUCCAAGAAAAUACCCGAACCAGCAAGGAAAGAUGUCUUUCGCACUAUUAGACAAGCAUUGCACAGAGUUCUCCGCUGGGGCGAUAACGAUGAAGGGUUAUGGGUUAAUUUGAGCAACGCUCCGUCCAACGCCGAAGCAAGAUAUCUACUUCUGGCAGAAGCCGCUAAAAAGAUAGAGUACUCUGUGCACACAAUGUCUGCCACUGAGUCUGGUUACAACCAGAGAGCAAAGGCAAAAUUGGAUGUGGUCAAGCUCAUGGAGCAUAGGGAAAGUCUUUGGCCAAUCGACGCGGCUCAUUAUGACGAUGACGAAGAGGAAGCGAUUGAGAUGAUAGGAUUGUUGAGGAAUAUCUGCAGUGGCUGGAGAAAGAUUGGUAAAAGAAAAGCCCCAUGA
Molecule: messenger RNA, 2406 nt
Organism: Suillus subaureus
Lineage: Eukaryota; Fungi; Basidiomycota; Agaricomycetes; Boletales; Suillaceae
Product: P-loop containing nucleoside triphosphate hydrolase protein
Exons: 28
Coding region: 1-2406 (801 amino acids)
Biological process (GO): double-strand break repair via homologous recombination
Cellular component (GO): chromosome; cytoplasm
Molecular function (GO): nucleic acid binding; four-way junction helicase activity; 3'-5' DNA helicase activity
Source: RefSeq, a predicted model, not a curated record